Molecule: messenger RNA, 1263 nt
Organism: Colletotrichum chrysophilum
Lineage: Eukaryota; Fungi; Ascomycota; Sordariomycetes; Glomerellales; Glomerellaceae
Exons: 6
Coding region: 1-1263 (420 amino acids)
Molecular function (GO): heme binding; oxidoreductase activity, acting on paired donors, with incorporation or reduction of molecular oxygen; monooxygenase activity
Source: RefSeq, a predicted model, not a curated record
AUGGCAACCUCCGAGCCCACUUCUUUCCCCUUCAACCGCGCCUCCGGCCUAGAGCCGCCAGCAGAAUACGCCCGCCUCCGCGCCUCAGACCCCGUGUCCCGCGUCAAGCUCUUUGACGGCUCACUGGCAUGGCUGGUGACCAAGUACAAGGACGUCUGCGCCGUGGCCACGGAUACUCGCUUAUCCAAGGAACGCACGAGGCCCGGUUUCCCAGAGCUCAGCGCCGGCGACAAAGCAGCCGCCAAGAACAAGCCCACCUUCGUCGACAUGGAUCCUCCAGCGCACAUGCGUCAGCGAUCCAUGGUCGAGCCUCUCUUCAUUGCCGAGCACGUCGAGACGAUGAAGCCGUACAUUCAGAAUACGGUAGACCAGCUGCUUGACCAGAUGGUCGCGAAGGGGUGCGAGGAGCCAGUCGAUCUCAUUGAGAACUUUGCCUUGCCUGUUCCCUCAUAUAUCAUCUACACCAUCCUCGGCGUCCCCUUUGAAGACCUCGAAUACCUCACCCAGCAAAACGCGAUCCGCACAAACGGCAGCGGCACCGCUCUUCAAGCUCAAGCUGCCAACCAGGAAUUGCUCGACUACCUCGCCAACCUCGUCGACAAGCGUUCCGAACAGCCCAAGGACGACCUCAUCAGCAAGCUUGUCGUCGAGCAGCUCAGGCCUGGCCACAUUGAAAAGUCUGAUGCGGUGCAGAUUGCUUUCUUGCUGUUGGUAGCAGGCAACGCCACGAUGGUGAACAUGAUUGCGCUCGUAAGUUUCUCUCUCGAACAAUUUCUGCGGCCGAUGGCUGAUAUGAGCCAGGGCGUGAUCGAAUUCCUCCGCAACCCGACACAACUCGCGGAUCUCAAGUCAGACCCCUCUCUCUCGAAGGCUUUUGUCGAAGAACUUUGCAGGUAUCACACAGGCUCGUCGAUGGCGAUGAAAAGAGUUGCGAAAGAGGACAUUGUCCUCGGCGGUCAUACCAUCAAAGCGGGUGAAGGCAUCAUCGCCGCCAACGCCUCCGGCAACCGCGACGAAGAAGUUUUCCCGGACCCGAACGUCUUCAACAUGCACCGCACCCCGGAUCCCAACCACGCCCUGGGCUUCGGCUUCGGCCCGCACCGGUGCAUUGCCGAACCUCUGGCACGCGCAGAGAUGGAGGUUGUCUUUGCCACCCUCUUCCACAAGCUGCCCAACCUUAAGAUCGCCGUUCCAAUCUCCGAGCUGGAGUUCACACCACUUCACAAGGACGUCGGCGUGGUCAAGCUCCCAGUGACAUGGUAA